Pseudozyma hubeiensis SY62 is the source of this 225-nucleotide messenger RNA. RefSeq names its product efflux transporter. The coding region runs from base 1 to 225 and encodes 74 amino acids. Lineage: Eukaryota; Fungi; Basidiomycota; Ustilaginomycetes; Ustilaginales; Ustilaginaceae. The transcript has a single exon. The record is from RefSeq and is a predicted model, not a curated record.
AUGUUCAUCGCUUUAGACUCGUUCCGAUGUCGCAACGGCGUCAUUAUUCAUGUCGCUUUGCUUCGUCGAAUUCGCCAUACGUCUUUCACGCAGCCUGUGGUUGCCGCAUCCGAGCAUUUGUUUAAUACGCAUUCGGCCUUGGCAGCAUCGGCAGUUUCACAAGAUGUGAACAGGCGGUCUCUUUCGGAUCAUGCGAGACGGGGUCAAUGUCACAAGAAGACCUGA